CAGAACUACAUGGCAGCAGGCAUGACAAAUUUUUGGAGCAAGAUGGAGAGUACAAGCAUUAGCUGUUGCCGGAGGCUGUGGUGAUUCUGUGGUGUCACAGGAAAAGUAGUUUAGAGACACUGGCAAAGAGGAGAUAAUCCAGAGCAGCAAUUUGCGUUGCCCCCUGGGUGGCUGUAAGGUUGUCUUUCCUGGCAAGUUGGCGAAGUAGGAUGUAGUCCGGAGCGAUGGAGAGAGAGGAAGGGAGAGAGAUAAACAUCAAUGUGAGAGAGAAACAUCAAUCGGUUGCUUCCCCUAUGCUCCUGGAACAGAGAUUGGAUGCGCUUGGACCAGAGAUUGGACAUGCCUGGACCCAGGACCAGACCCAGAACCCAGCUCGCAAGCCAAAAAGCAAAUGGAUGACUUUUACACUCAUCAUUUGUAUUAUUAUUCCAGUGGCCUUUAUAAUAAUAGUAAUCAUGGUAUUGCCUUCAAGAAACUCCAAAACUAUAAUAAAUCCCCAAAAUAUAAAAUGUCCGGUAAAAUGGAUUGAAGUAAGAUAUAAGUGCUUCUAUUUUUCUGAUGAUACCAGAAACUGGACAGCCAGUAAAACAUUUUGCAAGUCACAAAGAUCAGAACUUGCUCAGAUUGACACACAUCAAGACCUGGAAUUUUUGAAAAAGCACACAGGAACAUUUAUGCACUGGAUUGGGUUGAGCAGAAAACAAGGAGAGCCUUGGAAAUGGACAAAUGGCAAAACAUUCAGUUCCUGGUUUGAAAUUACUGGGAAUGGAUAUUAUGCUUUUCUGAAUGCUGAUGGAGUGAAUAGUUCCAGGGGAUUUGAGGACAUGAAGUGGAUUUGCAGCAAACCUCAAUUUUAAUAGAGGAAAACAUUGGGAAAUUGUUAAUGAACCCAGCCAGCGGAAGUCCCACCAUUUGCCACCAUACAGGCAAAACUUUGGAAACAAAGUUUGAUAGAAAGGAAAAAAAAGUUUUAUUUAAUUACCAUACAAUUUGAAAUAAAGGCAGGUUUCUGCCCCAAAACCCAUUCCUUUGUUAAAAAAUAUCCAAGGAAAAAUAACACUGCCACCCGCUGCCAGGCCAGACCGGUCCUAGUCUACACCUAGAGUUACCUUUCCCUUUGACAGUGCCAUCCUUGGGAAAAUACAGGUGGCUGAAACAUGCUUCUGGUCGUGGUCUGCUCCAGGUGUCCCUGGGAGCCUGUGCGAGCUGCUCCUUCUUUGGCCGUUGGUCCAGCCCUUGCUCCUGUCUCUUUUGUGUCAUCUCACCAGAGCAGCUGUGCUCCUAGCCAGGCAGCUUCCAGACCCCACUGGGCCAGCUGCUGACCAAUGCAGCAAAUGUGCAGUUGCACUGUCUUGCAGGCCCUGUGCCAGCCACCUAGCCACAUGGCUUCCAGAGCCGGCUAGGGCACAAAGCACCAACUGGCUAAGCACCUUCCCACA
This is a messenger RNA of Artibeus jamaicensis (Jamaican fruit-eating bat), 1439 nucleotides long. Its product is annotated as C-type lectin domain family 2 member A-like. The coding region runs from base 225 to 857 and encodes 210 amino acids. The record is from RefSeq and is a predicted model, not a curated record. NCBI's taxonomy places the organism in Eukaryota, Metazoa, Chordata, Mammalia, Chiroptera, Phyllostomidae. The transcript is spliced from 8 exons.